Molecule: messenger RNA, 3600 nt
Organism: Leptopilina heterotoma
Lineage: Eukaryota; Metazoa; Arthropoda; Insecta; Hymenoptera; Figitidae
Exons: 1
Coding region: 1-3600 (1199 amino acids)
Biological process (GO): DNA integration
Molecular function (GO): nucleic acid binding
Source: RefSeq, a predicted model, not a curated record
AUGCCUGGAGAACCUUUAGAAGCAACUAAUAUUUUAAGACAUUCAAUACCAACUACAGAUGACUGCCCAAUAUUUUCAAGACAAUACCGUUUUCCUCAAAUUCACAAAGACGAAAUAACUAAACAAGUAAAUGAACUUUUAAAAAAUAAAAUAAUUAAACCUUCUCAAUCACCUUAUAACACACCGGUAUGGAUCGUACCUAAAAAACCUGACUCAAGCGGAAAUUUAAAAUGGCGAAUGGUAUUAGAUUUUCGAAAACUAAACGAAAAAACUAUAGGUGACUCAUAUCCAUUACCUCAUAUAAAUGAUAUACUUGACUCAAUUUCUUCCGCAAAAUACUUUUCUGUUUUCGACCUAGCAACCGGAUUUCAUCAUAUAAGAAUGAAUCCCAAUGACUCACACAAGACAGCUUUUUCAACACCUCAUGGUCAUUAUGAAUUUGAUAGAAUGCCAUUUGGUUUAAAAACAGCACCCGCGACAUUCCAAAGACUUAUGGACUUAACAUUAACUGGACUAAUUGGAACAGUACUUUUUGUUUACCUUGAUGACAUUGUUAUUUACGCAGACACACUCGAAGAACAUGAAAGAAAAUUUAAUAAUUUAGCUGAACGACUUAGAAACGCAAAUCUUCAUUUACAACCAGACAAAUGCGAAUUCUUACGACCGGAAGUAGGAUAUUUAGGACACAUUAUUGAUAAAAAUGGUGUUCGACCCGAUCCAAGGAAAAUUAUUGCGGUUAAAAAUUUUCCUAUACCGAAAACAACAAAGAACAUUAAACAAUUUUUAGGAUUAGCAGGAUAUUAUAGAAGAUUUAUUGAAAAUUUUUCUAAAAUUGCACAUCCACUAAACCAACUUUUAAAAAAGGAUACACCUUUUAUUUGGUCAGACAAACAACAAUUAGCUUUUGACACAUUAAAACAACAUUUAUGCGAAGAACCUCUUUUACAAAGACCAGAUUUUUCCCAACCCUUCGUGCUUACAACAGACGCAUCAGGUUACGCGAUUGGAGGAAUACUUUCACAAGGGAAAAUAGGAAAAGACAAGCCUAUUGCAUAUGCAUCUCGAAGCUUAAGCGAUACGGAAAAGAAAUAUGACACUUACGAGAAGGAAGCAUUAGCUAUUAUUUUUUGCGUAUCUCAUUUUCGACCAUAUUUAUACGGUAGAAAAUUUACUUUAGUAACUGAUCAUAAACCAUUAGUAUGGUUUCAAAAUUCGAAGGAUCCUUGUUCACGUGUUUCGCGUUGGAGAUUGAAAUUAGCAGAAUAUAACUAUGAAGUAGUGUACAAGGCAGGUAAAAUGAACGUGAAUGCAGACGCUCUUUCAAGAAAUCCAAUUCCUAACGAAGAAGAAUUAUUUAGAAAUCAAAAGGUGCUCGACGAUGAUACAUUUUUAACAUUCAAGGAUAAUAAAAAAUCAAGUGAAAAUAUUCACGACAGUAAUAAUACAUCUACAUUAUUACUCUUAUUAACUACUCUUCUUAACCCAAUACUUAGUGAUUACAUUACAAACACACAAUGGAAAACCAUUCUCACUAGGGCACAACGAAAAUUAGAAGAAACGGGAAUUCAAGAAAAACUUACGGAAAACGUAGAAAAAAUAUUGCAGCCCAUUAUCAAGAGGUCAAGAGGUCGUCCUAAAAAAUUAAAAAAUAAACUUCCCAUACAAGAAGACAAGGUUGGUACCAAAAGAAGAGGAAGGCCGAGGAAAGACAAGAAGCCAAUCUCAGAAGCUGAAGAAGAAACUGAUCCAGAAUACUUCGAUGAAUUAAGAAGAAAUAAACGACUUAAAAAGACAAAGGGGAAGAAGAAAAACAAAAUCGUAAUUCAAGAAAAACCAAAUGAAGACAAUGAAACUUACUUUUUAUCCACAGAAGAUGAUAGUUCAGAAGAAGAUGACGACAUAUUCGAAGAAUCCCUCGAUGAAGAAUUUUAUGAAGAAGAAAAUGAAAUCUUUCAAGACGCCAUGGAUAACGAAGAAAUUUUUGAAGAAAAAGAUAAAAUACAAGAAAUUGAAAUUGAAGAAAAUAACAAAGACAAAGGGCGUAAUCUAAGAAGAAAAGAAGAAAUUACUCAAGCACCUCCUGUUCAAGAAAAACAAUCUACGAGUAAUAAAAUUUUGAUAGAAUGUCGUGACCAAUUAACAAUGCAAAAAGACAAUUAUUUAUAUUUUGUAAGUACUAACGGUACCCCUCUCGACAAUGGAUCUAAAAGUUUAACAAAAAAAUCAAUUCUACCCAAAUUUAAUAAUUUACAAAAGGGUUUAGUAAAAGAAUUUAAAAAGGGAAAAUAUUAUCAUUUUGCACUUCCAAUUCAAGAAAAUGUCAAAGAAAACUUAACUGAUACUCUAAAUACAAUCAAAUCAUGUUUUAACUCUUUACUUUCAAUUAGUGAUAAACUAAACAUUCGCAGUAUUAGUAUAGCAAAAACAUCUCAAAUUAAUCACAUUCCUUGGGAAGAUAUUAAAAUUUUAAUUCAAGAUAUUUUUUCAAAAUCUAAAACAAAAUUUAUAAUUUGUAAUGGGAUUACGCAAUACCCUAAUAAAGAAAUUAGACAACAGAUAUUAGAAGAAAAUCAUUCAUCGGCAAUCGGAGGCCAUAAGGGAGUAACAAAAACUUUAGCUAGAAUUCGUCAAAAAUAUUAUUGGGAAAAUUUAAAAAUAGAUAUUCAAAAAUACAUAAACGGAUGUUUACAAUGUCAAUUAAAGAAAUUAGUUCGCGUAAAAACUAAAAAUCCAAUGAUUAUCACAGACACACCUACAACUGCUUUUGAAAAAAUUUCUAUGGAUAUUGUAGGACCUUUUAACCCUCCAACUAAAUCUGGCAACACGUACAUUUUAACAAUUCAAGAUAACUUUACAAAAUACUCUUUAGCAAUCCCUUUACCUAAUCAUCAAGCUGCUACAAUAGCAGACGCAUUCGUGAAAAAAUUCAUUUGCAUAUUCGGUUCACCUAAAGGCGUACUAACAGACCAGGGAAGAGACUUUUUAAGCAAUUUAUUAAAAAGAUUAGCAAAACGUUUUAGAAUUAAACAAUUUCGUACAACAGCUUUUCACCCUCAAUCUAAUGGGUCACUCGAACGUUCGCAUCAUGUUUUAGCAGAAUACUUAAAACAAUUUAUUGAGAAAAAUUCUGAAUGGGACGAUUGGUUAGAAUUAGCAAUGUUUUCUUACAAUACUAGCAUACACGAAGGAACAAAAUGCACACCAUACGAACUUGUCUUUGGAAAAUUAGCUCGUGAACCCUCUAGCGAAUCUCCUUCUCAAAACGAAAAAUUACAAACAUACGAUGAAUAUUUAACUACCUUUGUUACACAAUUACACGAAAUGAGAGCACAAGCAAGGGAAAAUUUAAUUUCGGCAAAGGAAAAAUCGAAAUUUUAUCAUGAUAGAAAAAUUAAUCCCCUAGAAAUAAAAAAUGGCGACUUUGUAUUUUUAUUAAACGGAGGAAAAAUUAAAAAACUAGAAAACCAAUACUCAGGUCCUUAUGAAAUUUUAGAAAUAUUAGGAAAAGGUAAUGUAAAAAUUAACUUUAAAGGAAAACCUUUAAUAGUCCAUAUUAAUAGAUUAAAGAAAUCAAAAAUUAAUUCUGAGCCUAACAAUUGA